GAUGAAGAGGCAGUGGUGGACAGGGGUGGAACACGCUCCAUUCUGAAAACACAUUUUGAAAAGGAAGACUUAGAAGGUCACAGAACUUUGUUUAUCGGUGUUCAUGUACCUCUGGGAGGAAGGAAAAGCCAUCGACGCCACAGACAUCGUGGGCACAAGCACAGAAAGAGAGACAGAGAACGAGAUUCUGGCUUAGAAGAUGGCCGAGAGUCUCCUUCAUUUGACACCCCUUCGCAGAGAGUGCAGUUCAUUCUUGGAACAGAAGAUGACGAUGAGGAGCACAUCCCACACGACCUGUUCACAGAACUGGAUGAGCUUUGCUGGCGUGAAGGCGAGGAUGCCGAGUGGAGGGAGACUGCCAGGUGGUUGAAGUUUGAAGAAGAUGUAGAAGAUGGAGGAGAGAGGUGGAGUAAACCAUACGUUGCCACUUUGUCACUUCAUAGCUUGUUUGAACUGAGAAGUUGUAUCCUCAAUGGCACAGUGUUGCUAGACAUGAGAGCCAAUUCUUUAGAAGAAAUUGCUGACAUGAUUCUUGAUCAGCAAGUAGGCUCCGGACAGCUCAGCGAAGACGUUCGGCACAGAGUGCACGAAGCUUUGCUCAAACAGCACCAUCACCAAAACCAGAAGAAGCUGAGUAACAGAAUCCCAAUAGUCAGGUCCUUUGCUGAUAUCGGCAAGAAACAGUCCGAGCCUCAUUCCAUGGACAAAAAUGGUCAGAUUGUUUCCCCACAGUCUGCACCAGCUAGCACUGAAACCAAAAAUGAUGUGAGCAGAGAAAACAGCACUGUUGACUUCAGCAAGGGACUAGGAGACCAACAAAAAGGGCAUAACAGUAGUCUAUUUGGGAUGAAACAGAGACAUGAAAAAGGACAUCUGCAUCAGGAAGAGAGAGAGAGAGAGGUUGACCUGCAUUUCAUGAAAAAGAUCCCUCCAGGAGCCGAAGCCUCAAACAUUUUGGUUGGUGAGCUUGAAUUCUUGGACCGUGCUGUAGUCGCCUUUGUUAGAUUGUCACCUGCUGUGCUGCUUUCGGGAUUAGCAGAAGUUCCAAUCCCAACAAGAUUUUUAUUUAUUCUUCUGGGACCCCUAGGAAAAAGCCAACAGUACCACGAGAUUGGCAGGUCAAUUGGAACAUUAAUGACAGAUGAGGUAUUCCAUGACGUUGCAUAUAAAGCGAAAGAUCGUAGUGACUUGGUUGCUGGGAUUGAUGAGUUUCUCGAUCAGGUUACUGUUCUUCCCCCUGGAGAGUGGGACCCAACAAUUCGUAUAGAGCCCCCCAAAAAUGUUCCAUCUCAGGAGAAACGUAAGAUUCCAGGUGUGCCAAAUGGAACCGCUGCUCAUGGAGAUGCAGAGCCACUCGGAGGGCACUCAGGACCUGAAUUACAACGCACUGGAAAGUUUUUUGGGGGCUUGAUUUUAGAUAUCAAGAGGAAAGCACCUUUCUUUUUGAGUGACUUUACCGAUGCAUUCAGCUUGCAGUGUCUAGCCUCAUUCCUGUUUCUCUACUGUGCAUGUAUGUCUCCCGUUAUUACAUUUGGUGGUCUGCUGGGAGAAGCAACAGACGGUCGUAUAAGUGCAAUAGAAUCCUUGUUUGGUGCAUCUAUGACUGGAAUAGCCUAUUCACUCUUUGGUGGACAGCCUCUUACCAUACUAGGUAGCACAGGACCAGUUUUGGUGUUUGAAAAGAUAUUAUUCAAAUUUUGCAAGGAGUACGAGCUGUCUUACCUUUCCUUGAGAGCGAGCAUUGGCUUGUGGACUGCAAUUCUGUGCAUCAUUCUUGUUGCAACCGAUGCAAGCUCCCUGGUGUGCUACAUUACUCGGUUUACUGAAGAAGCUUUUGCAUCCCUUAUCUGCAUCAUUUUCAUCUACGAGGCCUUAGAGAAGCUCUAUCAUCUCAGCGAGACAUAUCCAAUCGAUAUGCAUAAUGAUUUGGAGCUAUUGACACAAUACUCGUGCAGCUGUGUGGAGCCAGACAACCCCAGCAAUAACACUUUGCAAUACUGGCAGGCCCGGAAUGUGUCCUCAUCCGAUAUCCCCUGGGGAAACCUAACGGUGACAGAAUGUAAAACGUGGCAAGGGAGAUUUGUAGGACGUGCCUGUGGACAUCAUGGUCCUUACACCCCAGAUGUGCUCUUCUGGUCAGUCAUCUUAUUCUUUUCUACAGUGACACUGUCCUCCACACUGAAGCAGUUCAAGACCAGUCGCUAUUUCCCAACCAAGGUUCGUUCUGUAGUGAGUGACUUUGCUGUCUUUCUCACCAUCCUGGCCAUGGUGCUAGUGGACUACGCCCUUGGGAUUCCAUCCCCAAAGCUUCAGGUUCCAAAUGCUUUCAAGCCCACCAGAGAUGACCGUGGCUGGUUUAUCACACCUUUGGGACCCAAUCCUUGGUGGACAGUGCUAGCUGCUGUAAUUCCAGCUCUUCUUUGUACUAUUCUGAUAUUUAUGGAUCAGCAGAUUACAGCCGUUAUUAUAAAUCGAAAAGAGCAUAAAUUAAAGAAGGGCUGUGGCUAUCACCUGGAUCUGCUGAUGGUGGCUCUCAUGCUUGGCGUCUGCUCUAUCAUGGGCUUGCCAUGGUUCGUUGCGGCCACUGUCCUCUCCAUUUCUCACGUGAACAGCUUGAAACUGGAGUCAGAGUGCUCUGCCCCUGGAGAACAGCCCAAAUUCCUUGGCAUCCGUGAGCAACGGGUCACAGGGCUCAUGAUAUUUAUCCUUAUGGGCUCGUCCGUUUUUUUAACCAGAAUUCUUAAGUUCAUUCCCAUGCCAGUACUUUAUGGUGUGUUUCUUUACAUGGGUGCCUCUUCUCUCAAAGGAAUUCAGCUUUUUGACAGAAUCAAAUUAUUCUGCAUGCCUGCCAAACACCAGCCAGACUUCAUCUACCUGAGGCAUGUUCCUCUUCGAAAGGUCCAUCUCUUCACAGUUAUCCAGCUGAGCUGUCUAGUGCUGCUGUGGGUUAUCAAAGUUUCAAGAGCUGCUAUCGUGUUUCCUAUGAUGGUCUUGGCCUUGGUGUUUGUCAGAAAACUCAUGGACCUAUUUUUCACCAAACGUGAGCUGAGCUGGCUGGAUGAUUUGAUGCCGGAAAGCAAGAAGAAGAAACUCGAAGAUGCUGAAAAAGAGGAAGAACAAAGUAUGUUAGCAAUGGAAGAGGAAGGUACUGUCCAGUUACCACUGGAAGGGCACUAUAGAGACGACCCGUCUGUGAUAAAUAUUUCUGAUGAAAUGGCCAAAACAGCUGUGUGGAAGACGCUUUUGAUAUCGUCCGAAAACACCAAGGAGAAGGAGUCCAGCUUUCCUUCUAAAAGCACUGAAAGCCGAAGAGAGAAGAAAGCUGACUCAGGGAAAGGUGUGGACCGCGAGACUUGUCUAUGA
This is a messenger RNA of Varanus komodoensis (Komodo dragon), 3363 nucleotides long. It is a transcript of the gene SLC4A10, whose product is annotated as solute carrier family 4 member 10. The transcript is spliced from 25 exons. Gene Ontology annotation, biological process: transmembrane transport; regulation of intracellular pH; monoatomic anion transport. The record is from RefSeq and is a predicted model, not a curated record. Gene Ontology annotation, cellular component: plasma membrane; basolateral plasma membrane. Lineage: Eukaryota; Metazoa; Chordata; Lepidosauria; Squamata; Varanidae. The coding region runs from base 493 to 3363 and encodes 956 amino acids. Gene Ontology annotation, molecular function: monoatomic anion transmembrane transporter activity; sodium:bicarbonate symporter activity; solute:inorganic anion antiporter activity.